CCCCUCCCCCACGACUCGCGGUGACGUCACGAGGCUCGCCCCUCCCCCACGACUCGCGGUGACGUCACGAGUCUCGCUCGAGGCCUCGGGUCACGGUGACAUCGGCAGACAACCACAAGUGAAACAGCAGCACAACAACAACAACAAAUAACACACACGGAGUAAACAAACACACACACACAGAUUCAUUCAUUCAGCAUCAGCAGCGAUUGUUAAAGUGUAGAGGUCACGGGGUUCACAUCAAGUGCUGAAGCCAAUGGCCUCCAAGAGUGACGAAGGACCUCCACCACACGCGUCACUGCGUGGACUGCUGUGGCUGCUGGGGGCGUGGGAGUCUCAGCCCGCCGGCGAGGGUCUCUACCCACCCGGCGUGGCGCCCUUCAGCUUCAGGGAGACGGCCACCUUCACACACACGGGGCAGCCACUGUUGGAGUACACUUUCUAUGCGAGCCACGUGGAGUCAGGACGUCCUAUGCACAGAGAGACCGGAUUCCUCAAACCAGCACCAGCAGAGGCCAACAACCACCACAACCGCAUCGCCAUCAUCAACGCACAGAACACCGGUUUGGUGGAGGUGGGCGAGGGACAGGUGGAUGGAGAGUCGCUCACCGUGACCUCUCACACGCUCGGGAGAACGACCUUUAACAAACAGCCUCACGUCACCCAGAUCCAGCGUAUUCUCCGCCUCACUGCGCAGGGAGAGCUGGAGCACGUGGUCUCCAUGGCAACGGAGACCUCGCCCCUGCAGCAGCACCUGCACACCACCUACCGUCGCCGUGGCAACCCCGCCCAGUCGCCAUGACGACGCCCCACCCACCCCACCCCAACGAUCGCCACGCCAACCGCACCUCAGCGCCAUGACUACGCCCCUCUCGUUACCACGGCAACCAACUCACCGCUCCUCCACAUCUCAAGUCGCCCACCCUCGGCCGUGGUCAAUCCACUGCUGGAUGGAUGAGCCCCCCACACACCCACAGACACACCCCCACUCACACACACACACAGACACACCCACACACCCACAGACACACCCACACACCCACACACAU
Messenger RNA from Petromyzon marinus (sea lamprey), 1049 nucleotides. The record is from RefSeq and is a predicted model, not a curated record. NCBI's taxonomy places the organism in Eukaryota, Metazoa, Chordata, Hyperoartia, Petromyzontiformes, Petromyzontidae.